AGAAGGUGAAAAAUGCACAAUUAUUCAUACCCAGAACAAGAAAUAACAGCUUUUCUUUUCGCUGAUAUUCUGUAUUAUGCUAUUGUUAUACCUUCGGUGUAUAUAGGAAAUCUGGCCACGAUAAUACUUCUAUCGAUCGUCUUCCGUACACGCCGAAAACCUGCCGAUCUUCUCGUCGCGUUCAUGGCGACAAAUGAUUUCUUUCUCGCGAUUUGUUUGUGUACACCAACACUGAUAGCUACGGGGAGGGGGGAGUGGUUUGGAAAGACAUACUGUUACGUGUAUUCCCAUUUCUAUUGCUGGUACCUCCACAUCAAGUUUUUCAUUGUGAUUUUGAUAUCAGUGGAUCGGUACAUUGCCGUCACGAAACCUUUUCAGUACAAAGUGAUCGUCACGGAAAGGAAUAUUUCAAUUAUGGUGGUCACUUACGCAUUGGUCACUUGUUUAGUUGAUGGUUUGGCUUUCUUUUUCACCGAACCCAUUCUGAUGUCCGGUUGGUUCUGCUCACUUCGACUCUGGAAGGAAUCUGAGGAUGGAGAGAACUCAAAUGUUGGACUGGCUGUGUUUUUCAAUGUACUUGUGGUAAUGGGUUUUGUUGGGAUCUGCCUUAUGGUGUUUUGUAACUUGUCCCUAAUUCAUGUUUAUAGGAAGAAAACUAAUCUAGCGAAGUCUGAAAAGAGGUUUAUGUUUAUGAUGAUUGUAAUAGUGGUUGCAUUUCUAGCAGUAUGGUUGCCACAUGGUGUAUUGGUAAUGAAACCAUCUCCCAGCUCAUACGUGAAAACAUGGCCCCGCACAUGCUUAGACACCCGAGUGGAAUCAUGCCAAAGAAAGAUUAUCGACCGAAAUGCUCUCAAGAAAAGCAAAAAUCAGUGCGUAUAAAAGUUGGCAAUCUAGUGUUGUCCCCUACUUCUUCGACAUCGGACAUAAACAGGUCUGAAAAUCCUAAAGAUAGGCCUAUAUCUACUACAUCAGUAACACGCACAACUGAAUUGAACGACGAAAACACAUAUAUGGCUAAUAAAGAUAGGCCAAUAUCUAAUACAUCAGAAACACGAACAACUGAACUAAACGACGAAAACCCAUAUAUGGCUGAUACUGAAGAGAAACGAACAGAUCAUAAUGAAAUAUCUGAAAGCAUGCAAGAUAGUCCUAGUACAUCUGGAUUUUCAAAAUAUUUUAGUAGGCCUAUAUUCAAGAAUAAUAACAACCCUACUAUUCGAACUAUAUUUGUGAAGACUGCAGAUAAUAAAGAUUGUGUAGGCCUAGUACCCAGAUGAGUUCAGGAUUAUCGUCGGACAAAAAACACUAACCAACCGAACUGAUCAUUUCUUCGUUUUAUCUCUGUUUUGUAGGCACAAAAUGAUGGCAUACAUA
Molecule: messenger RNA, 1374 nt
Organism: Anneissia japonica
Lineage: Eukaryota; Metazoa; Echinodermata; Crinoidea; Comatulida; Comatulidae
Product: rhodopsin-like
Exons: 2
Coding region: 13-879 (288 amino acids)
Biological process (GO): G protein-coupled receptor signaling pathway
Cellular component (GO): membrane
Molecular function (GO): G protein-coupled receptor activity
Source: RefSeq, a predicted model, not a curated record